This is a messenger RNA of Morus notabilis, 4079 nucleotides long. RefSeq names its product cellulose synthase-like protein D3. NCBI's taxonomy places the organism in Eukaryota, Viridiplantae, Streptophyta, Magnoliopsida, Rosales, Moraceae. The coding region runs from base 314 to 3754 and encodes 1146 amino acids. The record is from RefSeq and is a predicted model, not a curated record. Gene Ontology annotation, molecular function: mannan synthase activity; cellulose synthase (UDP-forming) activity. Gene Ontology annotation, biological process: plant-type primary cell wall biogenesis; cellulose biosynthetic process. Gene Ontology annotation, cellular component: plasma membrane; trans-Golgi network. The transcript is spliced from 4 exons.
UGCCCCAAAAAACUCGUUUUCUCUGCUCUGUCUCUAUCAUGUGAUAUGAUUAACGUAGUUUGGUAGUAGUGAUGGGUUACCAUUUCAUAGUUUGAUAGACCAAAACAAAGCAAAGCAAAGCGACUUGUUUACAACUUGAAUUUGAACAAUUCUUUUCCUUUCCUUUCUAUCACCUUCAGGUUCAGACGAAGGCCAUUUGGUUUCACUUUCGUACACGCAUUUUGGUUUCAUUACAUUACAUGACCACACAAGAACAGAUCUCAGAAUAGACUCGUUUCACACAACACAGGGUCUAAAAAUUGGUGCUUGAAGAAUGGCAUCAAAGUCUUUCAAGGCUAGCCGAUCUAAUCUAUCGGCAACAUCCGAUGUGCCAGAUGCGCACAACAAGCCACCACUGCCUCCGACGGUGACAUUCGCCCGGAGAACCUCCUCUGGCCGCUACAUCAGUUAUUCAAGAGAUGAUCUCGAUAGCGAGCUCGGGAGCAGUGACUUCAUGAACUACACUGUCCACAUUCCCCCCACCCCAGAUAACCAACCAAUGGAUCCAUCAAUCUCACAGAAAGUUGAAGAGCAAUACGUUUCCAAUUCCCUCUUCACUGGUGGCUUCAACAGUGUCACUAGAGCUCAUCUCAUGGAUAAGGUGAUUGAGUCCGAAGCAAGCCACCCUCAAAUGGCCGGUGCAAAAGGGUCUUCUUGCGCAAUUCCUGGGUGUGAUGCAAAGGUGAUGAGUGACGAACGUGGCAAUGAUAUCCUCCCUUGUGAGUGUGAUUUCAAGAUAUGUAGAGAUUGCUAUAUUGAUGCAGUCAAAAUAGGGGGCGGCAUUUGCCCCGGGUGCAAGGAACCCUACAAGAACACAGAUUUGGAUGAAGUAGCCGUGGACAACAAUGCACGGCCACUUCCUCUUCCCCCGCCAAACGGGAUGUCUAAAAUGGAAAGGAGGUUGUCAUUGAUGAAGUCAACAAAAUCCGUUCUAAUGAGAAGUCAAACUAGUGACUUUGAUCACAACCGGUGGUUGUUUGAGACUAAGGGGACUUAUGGAUAUGGGAAUGCCAUUUGGCCCAAGGAAGGUGGGGGUUUUGGAACUGGGAAAGAUGAUGAAGUUCAUGAGCCAACAGAAUUGAUGAACAAACCAUGGAGGCCUCUGACAAGGAAGUUAAAGAUACCUGCAGCUGUUCUCAGUCCAUAUAGGCUUCUAAUUUUUGUUCGCGUCGUCAUCCUCGGUUUGUUUUUGGCUUGGAGGGUCAAGCAUCCGAACAACGAUGCAGUUUGGCUAUGGGGAAUGUCGGUAGUUUGUGAGAUUUGGUUUGCUUUCUCCUGGCUCCUUGACCAGCUUCCCAAGCUCUGUCCAGUCAACCGUGCAACAGAUCUUAAUGUGUUGAAAGACAAGUUUGAAACACCAAGCCCCAACAACCCCACCGGGAAGUCUGAUCUCCCGGGCAUUGAUGUCUUCGUCUCUACAGCAGAUCCUGAGAAAGAGCCUCCACUUGUCACUGCAAACACCAUCUUAUCCAUUCUAGCUGCUGACUAUCCAGUUGAAAAGCUUGCCUGCUAUGUUUCUGAUGAUGGAGGUGCACUUCUGACAUUUGAGGCUAUGGCUGAAGCUGCAAGCUUUGCAAAUAUAUGGGUCCCAUUCUGCCGAAAACAUGGCAUUGAGCCUAGGAAUCCCGAGUCCUACUUCAAUUUAAAGAGAGACCCUUAUAAGAACAAAGUGAAGUCUGACUUUGUCAAGGAUCGGAGGAGGGUAAAGCGUGACUAUGACGAGUUCAAGGUCAGGAUCAAUGGGCUGCCUGAUUCGAUCCGCCGCCGUUCCGAUGCUUAUCAUGCUAGAGAGGAGAUCAAGGCUAUGAAGCUGCAGAGGCAGAACAGGGAAGAUGAACCAAUAGAGCCUGUGAAAAUCCCGAAAGCGACAUGGAUGGCUGAUGGAACCCACUGGCCUGGUACUUGGUUGAAUCCUUCAUCUGAGCACUCUAAAGGAGACCAUGCUGGUAUUAUACAGGUGAUGUUGAAACCUCCCAGUGAUGAACCACUACAUGGGACUGCUGAUGAUUCCAGCCUCAUCGACCUCACUGACGUCGACAUCCGUCUCCCUCUACUUGUUUACGUUUCUCGUGAGAAGCGUCCAGGUUAUGAUCACAACAAGAAGGCAGGGGCCAUGAACGCCCUGGUUCGGGCCUCUGCCAUCAUGUCCAAUGGUCCAUUCAUCCUCAACCUCGAUUGUGAUCACUACAUUUACAAUUCUCAAGCAAUGAGGGAAGGCAUGUGCUUCAUGAUGGACCGUGGAGGCGACCGCAUCUGCUAUGUCCAGUUCCCUCAGAGGUUUGAGGGCAUUGACCCUUCUGACCGAUACGCCAACCACAAUACUGUCUUCUUUGAUGUCAACAUGCGAGCGCUCGAUGGGCUUCAGGGUCCUGUCUACGUCGGAACUGGCUGCCUCUUUCGUAGAAUUGCCCUUUAUGGAUUUGAUCCUCCUCGCACAAAAGAACACCACCAAGGUUGCUGCAGCUGCUGCUUUGCACGUCACAAGAAGCAUUCCUCUGUUGCAACCACCCCCGAAGAACACCGAGCUCUUAGAAUGGGCGACUCUGAUGAUGAAGAGAUGAACCUCUCCUUGCUGCCUAAGAAGUUUGGGAACUCAAGUUUCCUCAUUGAUUCAAUCCCAGUGGCAGAGUUCCAAGGUCGCCCCCUUGCUGACCACCCGGCUGUGAAGAAUGGACGCCCACCGGGUGCCUUGACAAUUCCCCGUGAGCUUCUUGAUGCAUCAACUGUUGCUGAGGCCAUCAGUGUGAUCUCCUGUUGGUAUGAAGACAAGACUGAGUGGGGUCAUCGUGUUGGCUGGAUUUAUGGUUCUGUCACUGAGGAUGUGGUCACCGGUUACAGGAUGCACAACAGGGGAUGGAAGUCGGUUUACUGCGUGACCAAGCGUGAUGCAUUCCGUGGAACUGCUCCAAUCAAUCUAACCGAUAGGCUACACCAGGUACUCCGAUGGGCUACUGGCUCUGUCGAGAUUUUCUUCUCUCGCAACAAUGCCCUUUUGGCCAGCCCAAGAAUGAAGUUCCUACAAAGGAUUGCAUACCUCAAUGUUGGAAUCUACCCCUUCACUUCCAUCUUCCUCAUUGUGUAUUGUUUCCUUCCAGCGCUUUCCCUCUUCUCGGGGCAGUUCAUCGUGCAGACCCUCAAUGUCACUUUCCUCACUUACCUCCUCAUCAUCACCGUCACUCUAUGCAUGCUUGCCGUUCUCGAGAUCAGGUGGUCUGGUAUUGAGCUGGAAGAGUGGUGGAGAAAUGAGCAGUUUUGGUUGAUUGGAGGGACAAGUGCUCAUCUUGCUGCUGUACUUCAAGGGCUAUUGAAAGUCGUUGCAGGGAUUGAAAUCUCCUUCACCUUGACAUCAAAAUCCGGCGGUGAUGAUGUGGACGAUGAGUUUGCUGAUCUGUACACUGUCAAAUGGACAUCACUCAUGAUACCUCCAAUCACAAUCAUGAUGACCAACCUGAUUGGUAUUGCCGUCGGGUUUAGCCGUACUAUUUACAGUGUCAUACCGCAGUGGAGCCGCUUACUCGGUGGAGUUUUCUUCAGUUUCUGGGUGUUGGCUCAUCUCUACCCCUUCGCCAAAGGGCUUAUGGGUCGGCGGGGGAGGACGCCCACCAUUGUUUUUGUAUGGUCGGGACUUAUCGCGAUUACCAUUUCCCUCCUUUGGGUUGCAAUCAAUCCUCCUGCUGGCUCUAACCAAAUUGGAGGUUCCUUCCAGUUCCCUUAAUUGGUUAAUUCUUUGACGUCAGAACGAAUGGUAAAUUAUUCAAUAGAUCGUUACAGGGCUAUUGAGAAAUGAUUCAAUUCAGAUGGUUCAGUCUAAGGUUCGAAAAAGAUUGAGAAAAAUUUGUAAUAUUUAUUUAUUCAUUUUACUUUCCAACAAGAGAGAGUUAAUUGUGUUCUUCUGUUAGUUCUUUUUCUACAGAGCUUUCAGGUUCAGCAGCUUGAGUACAAGUAAAGACUGAUGGGACCAAGACUGCAUUUUGUUUUGUCAAAUGAUGUAUUGAUUUUUUAGUUUUCAUUUCUUGUUACAUGGAACAUAUUUUCAAUUA